AGAAUUCCACGCUUGCUGUGCCCGAACAGCUGAGGCCUCCUCUGGAUGUAUGUCAUACAACAUUGAAAAAGGGAAAAGUCAAAAUCAAAGCCGUUGUCAUGGCAACUGGCGUUCCUGCCCACCAAAACGAACUCCCCACCCCCCACAGGUUCCACUGAUCGAUAGGAUACUGUGAGGGUGGAACUAACCCAAAACAACCAGUAACCUACAUACUAGUUAUGCACCAUAGUCUAUAUGCCACAUAAAGGGGGCCGACAGACUAUCCAUCAUCUACUGAAGAGGAGGAGGAGGAGGAGGAAACAGAAGAAAGACAAUUAAAUCAAGGAAGAGUAGAGGGUUGAAAAGAGAAAGAAAACUGACGAAAAUAUAGAAUAGAGACAGAAAAGAGAGUAGGAGAUCAAAUCCACAAUCGGACAAGAAAAGAUGGCUUAUUUGUUGGGAAAAGGGUUGCUUGCCCAUGUUUACCUGCUCUUCUUGCUGUUGGCCAUCGGGUCGCAUGUGCAACCUGUCCGUGGAGGUUUGAGGGCAGAGAGACUGGAAGAAGGCACCACAGAAGUCAUCAGUCACUCGCAGGGGCUGGUGGCACGGCUGGAGGGCCUUCUAAUGCUGGGGAAUAACAGUGACAUUUCCCUACGUGUGGAAACAGUGAAUGCGGAUGAGGUCAAGGUGAUCCAAGCCCACACGCUGGUGCUUUCGCUGCAGAGCCGAGUGUUUGAAGAGAUGCUGAGAAACCGCAAUAGUAGCACGCUAGUGCUGCGAGAAAUAGCAGAAUGCACUGCUGUGUUUGAUAAAUUUAUCAGAUAUCUGUAUUGUGGUGAACUCUCAUUGCAGUUGGACCAGGCCACACCACUGCACAGACUGGCAACCAAGUACGGCAUCUCCAGCCUCCAGCAAGGACUAACCCAGUACAUGAGCCAGAACCUGGCCAGCGAUUCUCUUGGCGGUCAUGUGGUGAGUUGGUACCAGUACGCCGUGACGGUUGGCGACACGGCACUGAGAGACAGCUGCCUUCAGUUUUUAUCGUGGAAUCUGACAUCGGUGCUUCAGAGUGCAGAAUGGCCGUCGGUUAGUGCUGAAUUGCUAAUGACCCUCCUGCAGCGCUCUGAUUUAGUAUUGAAGAGCGAGCUGGAACUGUUUGAGGCGCUUGAAAUCUGGAUCACCCAGAAUGACCCGGACAGCCUGACAGCAGAGAAUGCCCUUCAACUGGUGCGCUACACCAUGAUCCCUCCACGUGAACUGUUUCGCUUGCAGCGACAGUCGCCGAUCAUGACGCGCUACCACGAGUCGGUGCGCAAUCUUCUCUACCUGUCGUAUCAGUUCCAUUCAGCUUCACCCCUUCAGCUGGCCAAGUUCUUCGACGUGAACUGCAGCCUCUUCGUGCCCCGCAACUAUCUCUCAUCCAUGUGGGGGUCUCAGUGGAUCAUAAGCAACCCGGCACGGGAUGACCGUAGCACCAGUUUCCAGACCCAGUUGGGUCCGAGCGGAUUUGACUCCAGUAAGCGGGUGACGUGGAACGCCCUGUUCUCACCCCGCUGGCUCCCUCUCAGCAUGCGGCCCAUGUACACCGAGCAGGGCGCCAUGCAGCCACCGCGGCCCGAUGGAGGAAGUGGAAUUGCCCGGCCUCGUAUCAUCAUCACACCUGCUACUUCCAGUGCAGAUUUUGCAGGUGUAAGCUUCCAAAAGACUCUGCUCAUCUUGACAAAGCAGAAGGGCAAGCUUGUGGUGCGGCAUAUCUUCGGUUUCCACCAAAGCACAGAGGAGGUGGGGGACUUCCUGGCUGACGUGGACCUGCAGUAUCGCACAUCCGAGUACCUGGUGGAUGGAUCGCUGUACUUGCACAUCAUUGUGAAGCCUAUUUACCAGACUCUCAUAGCAACCAAAAAAUAAUGUAACAGGCACAUUGAAGUAGGAUACACAUGCAUGAUUUAGAAGGUCUAUACUUUUUUUGAUACAGGGAAGAAAACUUUUAGUGCGUCUAGUGUGAUUAAGACUAAUGAAGUGCAUCUCCACUGUCCUUAUAAUGUAUUGUAAGUUAGAGGUUUACUCUGGGGAAAAAAGUGUCAAAAAAAUGAAACGUCUUACUGUGCGUUCACACUGCCACCGGCGAGAGUGUCAAAAUUCGCCUUGGCUGCCCUGCCAACAAUGCUGUACUGUGCGUUCAAAACGCCGCCGGCAGGAGGGUCAAAGUAAAUGACAAGUUGUGGCAACCAAUCGGAAUCCUCUCAAGCGAGGACCUCUACAUUCCGAUUGGUUGCUGCUAAACCGCGUCAUAGCUCAUUACCAUAAAGUUGACCUGACUUCAACUCUCCUCGACGUUCUCACCAUCCAAGACGCGCCUCGUCGCCGGCUCAUAUUGAAAAUGAAUGACUUCCUGUCACUUUGACGCUCUCGCUGGCGGCGGUGUGAACGCAUGGUUAGUCCACAUGUAUGAAAUUAAAGGGUUAGUUCCCACAAAAAAGAAAAUUCUGUCAUUAUUUACUCACCCUCUUGUCAUUCCAAAUUUGUAUGACUCUUUCUCCCAUGGAAUACAAAAGGAAAUGUUUUGAAGAAUGUUAACACUGCUCUCUUACAAUGAAAGUGGAAUGGGACCAGGAGCUGUCAAGCUCUAAAAAGGACAAAAACACCAUAAAAAGUUGAAAAUUGUUAGCUGUGGUCUCCAUCCACUGGCAUUGUAGAGAGAAGAGCAGCUUGUACAUUCUUAUAAAUAUCUUCUUUUGCGUUCCACGUAAGAAAGGAAAGUUUAGUCAAUUAUGACAGUAUUUUGAUUUUUGACCAAAUUUUUACUUUAAUAUUGGGUGUGACAUACACUUUGUGUGCCAAAUAUUACUCAUAUCACAGGUAUUUUUCAACUCAAUUAGGCAGAAGCCCUAAAUCAUGCAUGUAUAAUCAUGCAUGUAUAAUCAACACAACAUCAUGUCCAAACUGGAGAAAGAGAAAAGACUGUUUUAUUCAGCAUAACAUACUGUAAAUCAUAUUAUUAUGACUGCUUUAAAACAAAAAAUAGAAUUUUGCCAUAAUAACAACAUAGUUCUUAACAUUUAAAGUUCCAUGGUGCUACUGUAAAUAUAAUGAAAAUAUCACAUCUCUUUCAAACCUGUAAUGUCUUGAAAUGUCACAGUUGUGCAAGUUAUUUAAUAUAUAAAAUUCUUAGUUAGUUUUUUUCUUAUCUUUAUGCCCACACUAAUAUUUUUUUUUUUUAGUCAAGUUUCCUUGCAUGUCGAGAUCACGAGUAGCCUAUAUUUAUUCACUCUCCUUUG
Megalobrama amblycephala (Wuchang bream) is the source of this 3257-nucleotide messenger RNA. It is a transcript of the gene btbd17a, whose product is annotated as BTB (POZ) domain containing 17a. Gene Ontology annotation, molecular function: protein binding. Bases 424 to 1887 code for a protein of 487 amino acids. The record is from RefSeq and is a predicted model, not a curated record. The transcript is spliced from 3 exons. NCBI's taxonomy places the organism in Eukaryota, Metazoa, Chordata, Actinopteri, Cypriniformes, Xenocyprididae.